Messenger RNA from Effrenium voratum, 1407 nucleotides. The record is from the annotation of a GenBank genome assembly. Lineage: Eukaryota; Dinophyceae; Suessiales; Symbiodiniaceae.
GCCAAAACAAAGCCACACCAUCCACUGCCACCCGCGCGCCAACUUCGCGCGGAUCCUGCGCCAAGCGCCAAAAGCGCGGAUCCGCCAACUCCUUCGCGCCAUGCCGGUGGGUGGGCUGCUGAGCGCGGCGGCCCUGGCCGGGGUGGGGCAGACGAUAUGGCAGUACAACCGGGAGAACUACAUGUUCGACGUGCCCCUCCGCCAGGCCAGGGACUUCCAGGUGCAGAACGUGAACCUGGCCAGGUACGCCCUGUUCCGGGAGGACAUCCGGGAUUUGGCGUCCCUGACCACCGACAAGGUGUCCAACCUCCUGGUGGUGAACACCCUGAAGGUCGGCUUCAUAGUUGCCUUGUACUUCAACUUUGACCGCACGGACACGGGGUACCAAGACCGGUCUCUGAACGAAGACAUCCUGAGCGUCCUCUUUGGGAUGACUCUGCUGACCUCCUUCUUUUUCCUGAUGACCUCCAUCUGGUUCGCCAUGCACGCGCUGCAGCUGGCCCAGGCCAUCACCACCAAGCUGCUUGUGCAGGUGGUGCGGAUCCCGCUGCCCUCGGAGUUCGACAUCGCCGCCGCGGCCUCCGAGGGCCGGGACUUCGAGAUGAACUUCCGGGAGGCGCUGCGGGUGCCCUUCAUCGAGGAGAACCAGGCGAAGCCCGGCAGCCCCAACCCGCCGCAGCCCGAGAAGGAGGCGAGUCCUGUGCGGUCCCGGACCCAACGCUUUUCCACCAAGCUCAACACCUUGACCUCUGCGGUACGCGACAAGGUGGUGCCGGAUGUGGACAGCCGAAACCUGGACGACCAAAAAGCCCCGCUCGUGGAGCGCGGCGCGGUGACGGUCUCGCUGCAGGACCUGAUCUACGGCAUCCGGCCUGAGGUGGAGCAUGUGUCGCAGAUGGAGCCCCACCUGAAGCUGCUGUCGCUGGUGGCUUCAUCUUGGCAGCCCUUCGACCUCUACAGCAAAGUCACCACGGUGCUGGGCUCCAGCUGUUUGUUCAGCGGCCUGGCGUACUACUCCAUCUACUACAACAAGGGAGACAACCAUGAGGCGACUCCGGAGGCUUGGUGCUGCUUUCUCUUCAUGUCAACUCUGGCGUGGUGGAACCUCACCAUUGAGCUGGCAGCUAACACGCUGGACCUCACCAUCGCGGCGUUGCUGAUCCUGGUGGGCCCGGUCUUGUGGCUGCUGUCCAACCGGCCCACGCUGACGGGGACCCUGAUGCGGCACUUUGGGUAUCCGCUGCUGGUGACCAUCCAGGCGAGCUGGAUCAUCUACCUGGGGGUCCGCGCAUGCACCUUUGCUGGGGAGUGGCCCCACUUCUUCGUGAGCACCCGAUACCUCAACGUGCUGCACAAGCAGCGGGGGCCCAUCGACAUCCCCCAGGACAUCGCACGGAAGGCCAAGGA